AUGCCACCCAGAAAGAAGGCGGCCGCAACCGCUGCACCUGCAGCAGCUCCUGCAAGUAAUGGCAGAGCGACUCGCUCUCGUGCUCGGACUGCUGCCACGCCAGCAGACAACAACGACAACGAUGCUGCAUCUGAUGCCCACAAUGACCCCGAACCCGCCAAGGCCAAACCUGCCCGUGGCAAGAAGCGGUCCACAGCCACUGACGGUGUUGAUUCGCAGCCUACACAAAAGAAGGCCAAGGCCUCUGCUGCACCUACACAGCCUGCCCCAUCUGAUGCAGAGCCUGCCGUAGACAAAUCCUCACCUCGUCUGGAACCAGAGGAAGUUGAGAAUGCUCAGAUUGCCAAACCUGGUAUCAAGAUUCCUCUUGAUGAAUUUGUCCCAUCCGAACUCCUUCAAUUCGAGGUCUAUAUUGAUGACGACGGAGUCAUUUAUGAUGCCUCUCUCAAUCAGACCAACGCAGGACAAAACAACAACAAAUUCUACCGCAUUCAGCUGCUACGCAGUGUUGCAGGCUCCUACAAGACGUGGACUCGUUGGGGCCGCGUGGGGGAUCGGGGCCAAAGCGGUGUUCUCGGCAAUGGGUCCUUGCCCGAUGCCUUGGAGAACUUCAACAAAAAGUUCAAGGACAAGUCUGGCCUGGCCUGGUCAGAUCGCACUGCCCCGCCAAAGCCCAAGAAAUACACAUUUGUCGAGCGCAGUUAUGCUGAGGAUUCAGACGACGACGAAGAGACGAAGACAAAGAGCGAGAAUGGCGUCGAGGCACCGGAGUCUAGGCUGGCUAAGCCCGUCCAGGAACUCAUGGAGCUGAUUUUUAAUCAGCAGUACUUUGCCAACGUCAUGUCAUCCAUGAACUAUGACGUGAAGAAGCUUCCCUUGGGCAAGCUGAGCAAGACGACGCUUACACGGGGUUAUCAAGCGCUCAAGGACCUGGCUGCCCUUCUCAAUGACCCAACACUGGCAACUAGCCAGUAUGAUACCACGUUUGCAAGUGCCACGGAACAUCUCUCUAAUUCUUACUUCUCUCUAAUUCCACACAUCUUUGGAAGACGAGCUCUACCCGUCAUCCGCGAUCAGGCAAUGCUGAAACAAGAAAUAGAACUUCUUGAAAGCCUGUCAGACAUGAAAGAUGCAGAUGCGAUCCUGAAGCAGGAUAAGACCGACAUUGAGAGAUUGAAUGUCCUCGAUCGACAAUUCCAGGGUUUGGGCAUGGAAGAAAUGUCGCCCUUGAAGCAUACUUCUGCUGAGUUCAGGGAACUGAAGAACUACCUGAUGGAGACCCGAGGCGCAACGCACAACGCGAAUUACCAGAUUGACCAGAUUUUCCGUAUUGAGCGGAGUGGAGAGAAGGACCGCUUUGCAGCCAGUCCGUUUGCGGGCCCCCCUCGAGACCGACGAUUGCUGUGGCAUGGAUCGUGCGCGACAAAUUUUGGUGGCAUCUUGUCUCAAGGUCUGCGAAUUGCACCUCCAGAGGCUCCGGCGACUGGAUACAUGUUUGGUAAGGGUAUUUACCUUGCUGAUAUGAGUUCCAAGUCGGCGAAUUACUGCCGUUCCUAUGUCACGAACGGACAUGCGCUCUUGCUUCUCUGCGAGGCCGAGCUUGGUGACCCAAUGCAGCAUCUCACGAAUGCUUCGUAUAACGCUGGCGAAGAUGCGGCAGCGAAGGGCAUGUCCUCGACUUGGGGACAGGGCACGACGGGCCCGAGUGCAUGGAAGGAUGCUGAAUGUGUCAAUCCGGAUCUCAAGGGCGUCAAGAUACCAGACGUGAGCGUCAAGCCGGGACAGACAGACGUCCCCAACGCCUACCUCUUAUACAAUGAGUACAUUGCCUACAAUGUAGCUCAGGUGCGACUCCGUUACUUGUUCCGGAUUCGCAUGUAG
Pestalotiopsis fici W106-1 is the source of this 1881-nucleotide messenger RNA. RefSeq lists its product as uncharacterized. The transcript has a single exon. The record is from RefSeq and is a predicted model, not a curated record. NCBI's taxonomy places the organism in Eukaryota, Fungi, Ascomycota, Sordariomycetes, Amphisphaeriales, Sporocadaceae. Bases 1 to 1881 code for a protein of 626 amino acids. Gene Ontology annotation, molecular function: NAD+ poly-ADP-ribosyltransferase activity.